Xenopus laevis (African clawed frog) is the source of this 4174-nucleotide messenger RNA. It is a transcript of the gene gid8.L, whose product is annotated as GID complex subunit 8 L homeolog. The coding region runs from base 486 to 1172 and encodes 228 amino acids. The record is from RefSeq and is a predicted model, not a curated record. The transcript has 6 exons. Gene Ontology annotation, cellular component: nucleus. NCBI's taxonomy places the organism in Eukaryota, Metazoa, Chordata, Amphibia, Anura, Pipidae.
UUCCAGUUUUGCUCGUCACAUUCCACGCCCCUCCAUCAUGUUUGUUUCUAGAGUUACCGCUGCUAUGGCCGCCAUUUCGUGUGUGUUAGGCGGUGUACACACUCAGUAGCAGUCAAAUAAAAUGGGCAAAGAAGAAAAGGCGGCACCGAGUUCUUUCAAGCGCAGUGCAUUACUAUAGGAUCUCAGAGCGCGCUAUUAAUAAACAAGACAAGCUGGACAUUUCUACUGAGAGAGGAAUCGCUAUCAAUAAACACAUUCAGCCGAAAUACAAUACAGCGCAACCGAGUACAAUCACAUAAACCACUAGCACCCGUUUACUCACAGUAAUCCAAUCACAUUUACCCCCUUUAACCUCUCAAGGUCUCUCCGCGCACGCGUAUUGCGCAAACACUGCCGAUCCCGUUGAUGCUCUCGCGAGAAUCUGGUCAGGUGACCCGGGCAGAGAACUUGGUUCGCCGGUGACGCAGCCGCCGGAAGUAGCAACAAUGAGUUACACAGAGAAGCCAGAAGAGAUCACGAAAGAAGAAUGGAUGGAAAAACUGAACAACUUACAUAUCCAAAGAGCAGACAUGAACCGUCUAAUCAUGAACUACCUUGUUACAGAGGGAUUUAAGGAGGCAGCAGAGAAGUUUCGAAUGGAGUCAGGAAUAGAACCUAGUGUUGAUCUGGAGAGCCUUGAUGAAAGAAUAAAGAUCCGAGAGAUGAUUCUGAAGGGCCAGAUCCAGGAAGCCAUUGCUCUGAUCAAUUCCCUGCACCCUGAGCUGUUGGAUACCAAUCGCUACUUGUACUUUCACUUGCAGCAACAACACCUUAUUGAGCUGAUCCGACAAAGGGAGACAGAGGCAGCUCUGGAGUUUGCACAGACCCAACUGGCAGAGCAGGGAGAAGAGAGCCGUGAGUGCCUGACUGAGAUGGAGCGGACGCUGGCACUGUUGGCAUUCGAUAACCCAGAGGACUCUCCCUUUGGGGACUUGCUCAACAUGAUGCAAAGACAAAAGGUAUGGAGUGAAGUUAACCAAGCUGUCUUGGAUUAUGAGAACCGUGAGUCCACCCCUAAAUUGGCAAAAUUACUCAAAUUGCUACUCUGGGCUCAGAACGAACUGGACCAGAAGAAAGUCAAAUACCCUAAGAUGGCCGACCUCAGCAAAGGGACAGUGGAAGAACCCAAGUAACUCCCGUUCACUUCACAGGAACUUCUGGAAUAUUUGCCUGUGCGCAUCCUCUGUCUUCUCAGUCUGUGACUGCAACAUUUGUACUCCAUGCGCAGCGUCAGGGAGAAACCAUCUUACUCCUUGUCCUUUUAUCUCACGUCUCUUCCUGGUACAGGAGGAAAUAGGCUGAGAGCCAGGUUCAGUCAGUAUUUCCAAUCUACGCCGGCUCCUCACAGUGCCAAGGGGCAAUUGCUUAGGCUGCAGCUCCUGCAGGGAAUUAGUGAUCAGUCUAACUAUGCACCACACCUCUUGUUACUAAAAUGUUGUGACAUCUCCCAUUAUUUAUUGGGUCAUCUUUGCUGAACCUUUUAUAUCAGUUCCAGGUCUUGCCACACGUAACUGACAAUAACUCUUCCUACUCUAGCUAUUGCCUCAUGCUCUAGCUCUUGCACAACUACAUCAAAGGGGAAGCUCAUGCUAGAUUUAUGUGCUAGAGUAGGUGAUUUAUAUUUGUGUUUUCUUUCAUCUGCCUGUUCUUGUUAGUGAACAUGUUUAACAGUCCCAUGACGGCUUAUUGCCCCACAGCUCUGUGCAUCUUGGCUGGGCACUGCAAGAGUAAUUCAGUUUAUUAGAGCCAAAGAGUUGAUUAGACUAAUAUCUGUUUGUGAAGAUGGAUUUUGGCAGGUUGGAGCAAUCAGAACAAUUUCUAAAGGUAAAUGUUGUGCUUGGCAUAUUAGCUGUGUGCUGUGCUUUAUUGCAGGGAUUUCUUUCUGCGUCUCCUGGAAGUCGGUUGUAUUUUAAUUAAAGAGGCAGAGUUUUAUUGUAAGGAUGAUCUAGAAGAACACUAUCCACUGAGCUUAAUGUAAUACUAAGUCUGUCCCCUCUCCAACAGAGGGGUAAUGCAGGCUGAAUCCCUUCCCCUGUGCGUGUAGAGACUGGGACAUUAUAUAAUCUUUGUUCUUUAGUGUUAGCCAUUCAUACUAGUGUUCGUUACGUUUGCUAGUGUUAGGUAUUUUUGUGGGUAAUUCAGUUUACAGUUGCUCUUUGGGGGGGGGCACUUAAAAGGAUUUCAGUGCAAAUCUGUAGCACCAAUGGUUACAAAUUGGAUGAAAUCUUAUUUAGUGAAAUCACCCCUAUUGUUAGUUACUGCUGUUAGAGUCGAAGUCAACUUAUGUAGUUUGUUUACGUGGAUCAUAUAAAGAAAUGUCAAUCUCAUAAUUUAAUUUAUCAAUCGCUAAGGAUCGUCAGUGGGCAAAAAAUGCAAUAUACGCAAAUGUCCUCAUUGAUUGGGUGUAUAUGAAGUCAUACCCCAAAACUAUAGGAGAUGCUGUAACAAACCAAUAAGUCUUGUUGGAUAUCACAGUGAUGGAGACUUUAACAAACCUGGGAAGCCUGAGUGUACUAAACCUCCUCAUGCCUUUGAACUGCUGGAUGAUAUCCUAAAUAAAGCAGCCCUAUGGCAUUAUUGUUAUUAGCCCCCAUAUCUUGCAGAUCCUCUUGUGCUUCUAGGUGCCCUGUCACCACUGAGCCACCGUAGUUUUCACAUAACCCACAGGGAAGUGCUGAUUACAGAACCUUGAAUCAAUUGUUGGACAUGUUCUUGUACCAAUAACGUCUGGGUUCUUCCAGCAUCCUUAUGGCGACACUAAACAAUGCACAUAGAAUAUUAAAUGAGCGCUUGCAAGUCCUGCAGUUUGGCACAAUGCCACCUUGAGCUGAUUAUUUAAUUGUUUAUUGUACCCAGACAUAUUUGAGCCUGUGUGUGAGUGCAGCCUGAUCCCUGUAAUGGUUGUAGUGUUACUGGUUUUAGGUUUGACCUUUUCUGUACGUGACUGAUUGCUGUCUUCUGUUCUGUAAGACUUUGUGGCCUGGGCUUGGUAUUUCAGAUAACAGUGAGGGCUGCUAGGAUGCCCAAUAUAGUGCUAUACCUACAGUACAAAACUGCUAAUCAGGCUUAUUUUUUUUUUUUUGUAGCUUCUAGAGGCUUGGCUAGUGGUGUCUGGUCUGCUGUUGAACACCUAAGGCUAUCCGGAAGUACAGUCAGCAGCAGGUUGGACCUUCCUAGCUGAACGGAAGCAGUUGAUUUUAGGUCAGUUAAAGGAGAACUAAAGCUUAACUAAAGAAGUAGCUAUAAAUGUUGUACAUUAUGUUUUGGGCUUCUGUACCAGCACAAGGCAAACACAACCGUUUAGCAGUAAAGAUCUGUCUCUCCAAAGAUGCCCCAGUAGCUCCCCAUCUUCUUUUCUGCUGAUUCACUGCACAUGCUCUGUGCUGAUGUCUUUUACUGAGCUUAGGGACCCACUCACAAUAUACAGUACACAUAGAAUAGAAAUGUCACAAUAAAAGACUGAUUAGUAAUUAAUACAGAUAAUUACUACAAGGCAGCACAGAAACCAGUGCAACUAGCAUCAGAAUUUAAUAAUCAGCCCUGUAGCAUUAUUUAUAUUUUUAUUAUAUUACAGGUCAACCUCAUUUUCUUCUUGAUAAUUAGUGACGACCCCUAAACUUAGCUUCUCAACAACUGCUCAGAGCCCACUGAGCAUGUGAGUGUUGCAGACACUUUCCAAAAUGGUGACCCCCUGUGACAAGUUUGAAGUCCUGGAUUAUUGCUGCUAUUGACAAGCUGAAACUUUAGGCUGGUGCAAUAAGUUCAGUAUAUAAAAUGAAAUUUUUAGCCACAUUCAUUUUUAGGGUUUAGCUCUCCUUUAACCCUUCUCCUUUCCUUAUGAAGUCAUUGGGUCAUAUUACAGGGCCCACCAUUGAUGCCAACCAUUUGCAGGCACCCAAUAACCCCUAGAGUGGCAUUAAGCCUGCAACUGCCAGAAAUCCUUUACUGCACAUUGUGGGGCCAAUGUGGGGUGUACCUCUGUAAAUAUCAGUUUGCCUUUGUACAUAGUUUUACAUUCCUGUUCUGCAGGACUCCAGUGUACUGUUUCACAUCUGCAUUAUGCUCGGGGGAGAAAGUUUGUAGUUUGUGGGGGGGGGAGUUUUGAAAUUAAAAUUCACAGAGAUGUGGGACCUUU